GAAGGCGGCGCGGGAGCAGGCGGGAGGCUGGCGGUCCCCGCAGCCCAGACCGGGCGCGGCGAGCAGAAAGCGAGUGAUUGCUUUUGGUUCCCAUUUUUGGAAGCCCCUGCCUCCCACCCGGCGGCUCCGGACGGCCCGGUCCCUCGAUGGCCGAAGAAAGCCAGGCGGUCCAGCCCCAGGACCAGAGCUGCUGGGCCGUGCUGCCUGACGUGUGCCUGCGCCGUGUCUUCUGGUGGCUGGGAGACAGGGACAGGGCCAGGGCCACCCUCGUCUGCAGGAAGUGGAACCAGACGAUGCACUCGGCUGACCUCUGGCGGUACAGGACCAUCACGUUCAGCGGGAGACCGUCCAGGGCGCAUGCGUCCGAGUUCGAGUCCGCUCUUUGGUACGUGAAGAAAUUCGGCCGUUACCUGGAGCACCUGGAGAUCCACUUUCUGAACCCCUACAACGCCGUGCUCACCAGGAAGUUCCAGGUCACCAUGCGAGGCCUCCUGUCGUGUCUGGGCAAGAGUAACAGCCGUCUGAAGUCUCUGUCCGUCCAGCACCUGGAGCUGGACCGUCCGGUCUGGAGGAGCAGCAUCCGGACCUCGUUCAUCAAGAGCCUGAGCUUCUUCCUAAAGAAAGUGGGCAAACACUUGGACCGCCUCAGCCUGAAAGGGGCCCGGCUGAGCGUGGAGCAGGGCUGCGCGGUGCUCGGCUCCCUGAGCCGCUUCCGGGGCGAGAGCGUGCUGUCGCAGCUCAACAUCGAGGACUACUUCAGCCACCACCUGGCUGUCUACAGCAGCCCGCAGUUCAACAAGACCAUGGCCGCCUUCCGCAGCCUGGUGUCCCUGACCCUCAACUACAACUGCGUCUCGGACGAGCUGCUCGACAGCCUGUGUGAGAACAACUCCAGGACCCUCUGGACCCUGAACAUCAAGUGCCACGUUCACGACCCCCACGGCCAGGUCGUCUGGGGCAUGUCCUGGGCCAGGCUGGCCAGGCAGGCCUCCAGCCUGAAGGUGAACUUCUUCUUCGAGCGCAUCAUGAAGCACGAGCGCCUGGCCCGCAUCCUCCUGCGGGAGAUCCCUGUUCGGAGCAUCAGUCUGAGAAGCUGCUACUUCAGCGACCCCGACUGGUCCAUGCGGCCCACGCUCACGGAUCUCCUGCCCACCUUCCGGCACACGCUGCAGAAGCUAACGUUCGAGUUCAACAACAGCCACGAGUCCCUGGACGAGGAGCUGUGCCUGCUCGUCCUGACCUGCAGGAAGCUGUUCUACUUCAAAGUCUGGGCUUUCCUGGACGUCAGGUUCGUGGAGCGGAUCCUGAAGAGCCAGGAGGAAGGGCAGUGCUCCCUGCGCACCCUCAAGGUGCGGGUCUACACCAACAGGUACGAGACCAGCGACGAGGACAGGACGCUGCGCGAGAUCCACAGGAAGUACCGGCGGCUCAUCGACGCGGAGCUCAACUACUUCGUCAUCGCUUACCCCAUGCUGUAGGCCGCGCUCCCCGAGGGCGGCGGAGCCCCCCACCCGGUUCCCGCGGGAGGA
Messenger RNA from Hyaena hyaena (striped hyena), 1529 nucleotides. It is a transcript of the gene FBXO39, whose product is annotated as F-box protein 39. Gene Ontology annotation, molecular function: protein binding. Bases 147 to 1478 code for a protein of 443 amino acids. NCBI's taxonomy places the organism in Eukaryota, Metazoa, Chordata, Mammalia, Carnivora, Hyaenidae. The record is from RefSeq and is a predicted model, not a curated record. The transcript has 4 exons.